AUGUUUUCUUCCAGCUUGUACUUUCCCCGACUUCACCCGUGCAACUUUUCGUCAUCAAUCUUUACAGAAUCAGACAACUUUGAUGAAGAGCGAAUCAUUGCAGAGGCCGAAACCUCUCUUCAGCACGUGACUUCACAGUUAACGUCAUCCGAUUUCGAUCAAACCCUCCCAACACCGCGUGAUAAUCGGGCAAGUCGGACACUCAGCCAACCCGCUCGAUUCUCUGGCUCAGGCCGUCUCCAACUGAACACUACUCACUCCAGUUUUGGCACCCCAGUCGAGGAGGACGAAGAGGAAGAGGGGGAGGAGGAAUACGAUGAUGUCUCUGCCUCCUCUCCAAUUAAUAUCUCUGACUUGGGUGAACCUCUACCUCCCACUGUCCAAGACCUACCCUCUCUAGAUCAUCCAGUCGCUUCUAAUUUACGUCUUGGUGACACCACUCGCGGCCAGCUGUCUGCUUCCAUUCCACACAACGUUGCCGCCACUUCGUCCUCUGUUUUCAGUCCUCCCUCUAGCUCUCUGCGCACGCUUGAGCAUUAUCCAAAUUCUGCUGCCAUGAACCACCUCUUCGAGGAAAUAACUCGUACCAUUGAGGUUGAAGAGAGUAUGGAGACCGAUUAUGCGUCUUUUGAUGACUCCCUCUUGUUUUCUACCUAG
Dibothriocephalus latus is the source of this 657-nucleotide messenger RNA. Lineage: Eukaryota; Metazoa; Platyhelminthes; Cestoda; Diphyllobothriidea; Diphyllobothriidae. The record is from the annotation of a GenBank genome assembly.